This is a messenger RNA of Pararge aegeria (speckled wood butterfly), 889 nucleotides long. Its product is annotated as ADP-ribosylation factor-like protein 3. Gene Ontology annotation, biological process: cilium assembly. Gene Ontology annotation, molecular function: GTPase activity; GTP binding. Gene Ontology annotation, cellular component: cytoplasm; microtubule cytoskeleton. The transcript has 5 exons. The coding region runs from base 55 to 603 and encodes 182 amino acids. NCBI's taxonomy places the organism in Eukaryota, Metazoa, Arthropoda, Insecta, Lepidoptera, Nymphalidae. The record is from RefSeq and is a predicted model, not a curated record.
UGUAACGGAUUCCGUGCAUAUAAAACUUUAUCUAGCCUUCUCAUAUUUGCAUCAAUGAUGGGUCUACUGAAUAUUUUAAAGAAACUGCGUUCUAAUCCUGAAAAAGAACUUCGUCUCCUACUUCUUGGACUAGAUAACGCUGGUAAAACAACACUUCUAAAACAACUGGCUUCGGAAGACGUUGCUCAUGUAACACCUACUGCAGGUUUUAAUAUUAAAUCCGUCCUUUCCAACGGUUUCAAGUUAAAUGUAUGGGAUAUUGGCGGUCAGAGGAAAAUAAGACCUUACUGGAGGAAUUACUUUGAAAAUACAGACAUACUUAUCUAUGUAGUUGAUUGCUCUGACCAUCAAAGGUUGGAGGAAACCAGCCUGGAACUGGCAGAACUACUACAAGAUGACAAGUUGCGUGGUGUGCCCUUACUGGUGUACGCAAAUAAACAGGACUUGGCUACAGCUUUGCCAGCUAGUGAGGUGGCCACACUCCUCGGCCUGCAUUUGAUCAGAGAUCGGACUUGGCAAAUUCAGGCAUGCGUCGCAACUGAUGGUACCGGCGUAAAGGAGGGCAUGGAGUGGGUUUGCAAGAAUAUUCCGACUAAAAAGUAAUAUUUAAAUAAAUAUACCUACUUUAAGAAUAAAAUCAAAAAAAUAUCGUAACAAGAAAAUUAUCUAAUCAAAAUGGUCAUUGCUUCGACCAUUGGUUAAAUAAUAAACAAAUAGUUAAAUAAUAAAUUAACAAAUCACGAAUAUCUAUACUCACUAGGUAGCCUACCUAUGAUAUUAUUAAAGUUAAUAUAUUUCAUAUAACUUAUAAUUAUGAUGUUUAUAAAAUGACGACAAGGUUUAGAUAGAAGCAGGCGUUAGUUUGCGGAAAUCCAUGAUAUAUUAUGAA